UACUCCCACUGCAUUGUCAGAAUUCAACGCGCACGUUUGUCCGUGAUUUCAUAGACAUCAACGAGGACUUUCUCCACUCGUACUUGUUUUUCAUCCAAAUCUUUCUUCUCCCCAAAAACACCUCAGAUCACCUCCCAAGUCCAAAUCUUUGCCUCACUCGCCGCCGAUGAGUAAGGACCAACCGGUGCGCAUGUCUCCGAGAUUCGCUCCUCCAAUUCAUCCGGAGGGCAAUGCGGCCCAAAGUACUGCCAAGAAUAGCGCCUCCGUAGCUUCAAAUCAGUCUAAGCUUCUCAGACGCUCACCGAGGUUAUCUUCCGCUUCGGCGACCGCAAAUGCUGCUCUGACGCCGUUGCAUGCGCAGGGCUUCAGAAGGUCGCCGAGACUGAAUGCCAGUCCGGAUCCGGGUACAUUGCCCGAAUCGUCGAGGAAAUCGGGUUCUGUGAAGGGUAGGGCCCGUAGGGGCAGUUUGGGAAAGUCGGAGACGAGAGUGUCCCACGAAGAGUCUCCGAGAAUCGGUUCGCCUAAAAUUGGCACAACAGAGGUGACCGUAGUUGAGAGCAAAAGAUCCAAGGGUCAAAGCUUGACAUUGAAUGCUGACAAAGAAGCUGAGCCAUUAUCUGUCUCAUGGAAUGAAGAUGGUGACAAGUUAUAUAUGCCCUUAGAAUAUUAUGAUAAUGAAUUCUUUGGUGAGAGGCACUUGAGAAGAUCACCAAGGCUAGUUUCAGCAACUGAAAACAAUGGCAGUGAUAAAUCUAUGAACAAAUUUCUUGGGGAUGUAUUCAAUAAAAAUCACUUAACAUCUCCAAGACUAUCCUCAUCUUUUACUCGGGCUGAUAACAUCAAAUUAGACUCUUCUUUUGUUGGAUUGUCUAAAUUAGAUAAGCAUCCUUCCAAAAUGAUUAUAACCUCUUCAGGGAAAUCUGAUCCGGAUGAAGACUGCUUGAGACAGUCUCCAAAAACAUCUCUGUUUGGGACUCAAAAUGGCAAAAGAGAAUAUUCUUUUAUUGAAUUGUCCGAGUCAGAUGAGAAGCGGCCUCCAAAGAAAUUUAAGACCCCGGCUUCUUUAGAGGAUAAACAGAAGAAGCACAAAAAUAUGUCUUUCUUUAUUGGAGAUCCGAUUCUUGAUGAUGAAGCUCAAGAAAGGUGGCUCUGGCGUUAUGAAAUGAAGAGUCAAAGAUCUAGAGGUCAACACUUGACAAAAAUUGAGGAUGACGAAGAUGGGGUAGUCUGGAAUGUGCAGUGCCAUUAUGCUCAAGCUAAAAUAAACAAUUGCAUAUUUAGUUUGGGAGAUUGUGCAUAUAUAAAGGGUGAUGGAGGACAAAAACAUGUGGGCAGGAUCUUGGAAUUUUUCAGAACAACUGAUGGAGAAAACUAUUUCAGAAUCCAGUGGUUUUACAGGGUUGAAGAUACAGUUAUAAAAGAAGAAGGCACUUUUCAUGACAAGAGGCGCUUAUUCUAUUCUACAAUAAUGAAUGAUAAUUUGAUAGAUUGUAUAAUUUCAAAAGUCAAUGUUACACAAAUAACACCUAGGGUAGGUCUAAGAUUGAGCUCUAUUCCGUCACCAGACUUCUUUUGUGAUAUGGAGUACUGUGUUGACUAUUCAACAUUUCGCUCCUUGGUGACUGAUACUUCUGUUAAGAGUCAUGAUGUAUCAUCACCUUACAGCAUUAAGCCUGUCUGUCCAAUGGCCACUCCUACUCUUUUGGAGAACAUAUCCAAUUGUGAAACAUUUAAAGACAAAUUAGCACUAUUAGAUCUUUUUUCUGGUUGCGGUGGAAUGUCAACUGGAUUGUGCCUUGGUGCCAAACUUUCUGGUGUUAAUCUUACAACGAGGUGGGCCAUUGAUAGUGAUAGGGCUGCAUGUGAAAGCUUGAGAUUAAAUCAUACGGAGACACAUGUCAGGAACGAAACUGCUGAGGAUUUUCUUAAACUGUUGAAGGAAUGGGAAAAGCUAUGCAAACGUUAUAAGGUCAAUGAUCUAGGAAGAACGCAUCAAUCAAGAGCAAAAAAAUUUAGAGCGGCCAAGUGCAAUGGAAAUUCUCGAAAUGAUGAUGAGAUUCCCACCGGUGAAUAUGAAGUUUCUAGACUUGUUGAUAUAUGUUACGGUGAUCCCAAUAAGACAGGCAAGCAUGGACUGAAAUUUAAGGUGCAUUGGAAGGGUUGUAGUACAAGCGAAGAUACAUGGGAACCAAUUGAAGGGUUAAGGAAUUGCCAAGAAAUGAUACAGAAGUUUGUACAAAAUGGAUUGAAAUUGAAAAUCUUGCCACUCCCGGGUGAUGUUGAUAUUAUUUGCGGGGGUCCUCCUUGCCAAGGAAUAAGUGGCUAUAAUCGCUAUAGAAACAUUGAUUCCCCAUUGGCUGAUGAUAGAAAUCACCAAAUUGUAGUCUUCAUGGAUAUUGUAAAGUAUUUAAAGCCCAAGUAUGUGUUGAUGGAAAAUGUCGUUGACAUUUUGAGAUUUGACAAGGCUUCUCUUGGAAGAUACGCUUUAAGUCGUUUGGUACAUAUGAAUUACCAAGCAAAGCUUGGAACAAUUGCUGCUGGCUGUUAUGGUCUUCCACAAUUUCGCUUGCGUGUUUUCUUGUGGGGUGCCCAUCCUAGUGAGAAACUUCCCCAAUUUCCACUUCCAACACAUGAUGUCAUUAUUAGAUAUUGGCCUCCGCCUGAGUUUGAGCGCAAUACUGUUGCUUAUGAUGAAGGCCAACCUCGCGAACUAGAAAAGGCAGUUGUUCUUCAAGAUGCCAUCUCUGAUCUUCCAGCUGUUACAAGCUUUGAGACUCGUGAAAAGAUGUCAUACCAAAAGCCUCCAGAAACUGAAUUUCAAAGAUAUAUAAGGUCAACUCGAUAUGAGAUGACUGGCUCCACUCUAAGUGGCUCUUUAGAAACAAAACCUUCACUUUUCGACCAUCGGCCUUACGCAUUGAGUGAAGAUGAUUACUUACGAGUUUGCCAAAUUCCAAAAAGAAAAGGAGCAAAUUUCCGAGACCUUCCUGGUGUAGUUGUAGGAGCUGACAAUGUGGCUCGGCGAGAUCCAAAAGAACAAAAGCUGUUGCCAUCUGGAAAAUCAAUGGUACCAGAUUAUGCCUUUACCUUUGAACAAGGGAAGUCUAAAAGGCCAUUUGCAAGGUUAUGGUGGGAUGAGACAGUGCCCACUGUAGUAACUUUCCCAAGUUGUCACAAUCAGGCAGCAUUACAUCCAGAGCAGGACCGAGUCCUCACCAUCCGGGAAUAUGCUAGGUUGCAGGGGUUCCCUGAUUAUUAUAGAUUCUGCGGUACAAUUAAAGAGAGGUACUGUCAGAUUGGAAAUGCAGUUUCUGUUCCUGUUGCACGAGCCUUGGGAUAUGCCUUGGGACUGUCAUUUCGAAAGCUCAGCGGGGACGAACCACUCAUGACUCUUCCCCCCAAGUUCUCUCAUUCUAAUUAUCUUCAAUUGGCAAAAUCUGUCUCACAAGAGUAACUAGUACUCAUUCUUCACCCUCAUGCAUUGAUCUUAUAAGUUGUCAUAUUUUAUUCUAACAAGAGGCAAAAUGGCUGUAGCUCUGGCAAGCUUGCAGCGGGGGUAUUUUGAGCUCGCUCAGUAAAUUUUGGCUAAAAACAAGUUUUACCGAGCUCACUAGGAAUGCUCUUAGGUUGAGUUUUUAAUGUGCAGAAUUGAUGUAGAAAUUUUGUUUCUGCCACUGUUGAUAUCCAUGGAUGUGAACGGGCUGUGGCAAGGCCAGUUCCAUUCUCUUUGGCAAAACACAAUGAAAUGAUUGAUUUAGUGUUUCCAUAAA
Messenger RNA from Alnus glutinosa, 3770 nucleotides. Its product is annotated as DNA (cytosine-5)-methyltransferase CMT2-like. The transcript has 23 exons. Gene Ontology annotation, cellular component: nucleus. Gene Ontology annotation, molecular function: methyltransferase activity; chromatin binding. The coding region runs from base 167 to 3454 and encodes 1095 amino acids. NCBI's taxonomy places the organism in Eukaryota, Viridiplantae, Streptophyta, Magnoliopsida, Fagales, Betulaceae. The record is from RefSeq and is a predicted model, not a curated record.